Molecule: messenger RNA, 4018 nt
Organism: Brassica rapa (field mustard)
Lineage: Eukaryota; Viridiplantae; Streptophyta; Magnoliopsida; Brassicales; Brassicaceae
Product: transcription factor FER-LIKE IRON DEFICIENCY-INDUCED TRANSCRIPTION FACTOR
Biological process (GO): regulation of DNA-templated transcription
Cellular component (GO): nucleus
Molecular function (GO): DNA-binding transcription factor activity; protein dimerization activity; sequence-specific DNA binding
Source: RefSeq, a predicted model, not a curated record
AUAAAUAUCAUUUAGAUACAUUUCAUGCAAAUUAAAAAACUAACAAAAUAUACUAAUUUACUUUUUUUAUUGUAUAUGUAUUUAAACAAAAAUGAUUUAAUUAAAUAUAUGUUGGUUAUUUAAAAAAAAUGAAAAGGAGAUUUAAUGUGAAAAUUUACAUUGAAGAUGUAGAAUGACAUUUUUUGAAAUAAAUAAAAAACUAAAAUGAAGCUCUUUAUGAAACAUGUGGAAUAAUAUAUUGUUAAUGCUUGCACACUAAUUAUUUAUGCAUAUAUUUGUUUUGGAAUGUUCAAAAAAACUCAUUUGUUUUUUUUGGUUAGUAAAGCUUCUUCAUAUGUUUGAUUUGUCUCUUUGAAAAAGAAAACAUUUGUCUGGGAGCUUAUAGUCCAGUGGCAAGGAUAAGGAUUUGAGCAACACAUUUCAAAUUCGAUCCAUCUGUCAUGCGAAACAGACACUUUACAUGAAUAUGAAUUUUUGUUUUUGGCCUAUUUGAAUAUCCAGAAAGAAAAUUUAUCUAUAGACUGUACUUCCUCUUAGAGAUUAGUCUCGGCUCUUGUAUAGGUGUGGAUACUUCAAGAUUAAUCAUAAAAAAACAGGUGAUUUCUCUUAAAAUCCGACACCUGAAAGGAAUCAUUAGUUGAUCGUUCUUUUUUCUGUCGAGACGUGAUAAUAUAUCAUACACCUUCGUAAGUUCCAUUGUUUGUAUAACAGCUAAUUUUUCUUCUCAACGACCAAGACUUCAUAUAUUGUCUUUCUUUAUUCUGUGCAUUUGAGUUUGUUGUGACAUAAACGAAAGCAAAAAUGCGUUGAACAGGCUUCUGCAUUAAGUAAGUUAAACAAAUUAGUUGCGAUAAAUGAGUUAACAAUGACAAUGCUAUUAAUAUUUUGUCGACGUUGGAGCGGGUUCAGUUUAUAAAUAUAAACAUUAUCUUGACAAAAAAACUAGUUCUCGAUAAGUAUUUAACCACCAAAAUAUUUAAACUUUUAUAAUACAAGUAGAUUUUGUUAUUAUGUCGACAGUAACAUAGUAACAGGCACCUUCAAUACGGCCUGAUCGAUUUUAAUAUACCAAAAUCCGUAGGAAUAUUUUAUUCUUGUUUUUAGUAAACUAGAUGCAAUAAGUUACUGACAAUAUAUUAGGUGAUAAAAUAUGUGUGUAAAUAAUAAAACUACUAUACACUUGCUACGUAAAAUAAUUAUAAGAAAUUGGAUAAGAUCUUAAAAUUUUUGAUCCCUGAAUCUAACCGAACAGUCUAUAUAUGUUUGUAUAUUUCCCGUUUGUUUCAAUUUUAAUUUGAUUAUGGCCGAAUUAGAAGCUAAUUAUAUGAAUAAAGCUAUAUAUAAGUCAAUGAAUAAACCAUAUAUAAAAGGCUUAUCAACCAUCAUAAACUAUGUUCUAAGUCAAUGAAUCUAUUCAUUAAGUUAAACUCAUUAUUGAAUAUCUCAAUUCUUAAACAAUAAAAAAUCUUUGUUUGUAUUUUCAUACAUUUUGCAUAUUAGCCUAUAUUUUUCAGCUUAGAUUCUUUUUUCACACCAAAAAACGAAUGGAAAUUCAUUAUUGAUUUAUUUCUAUAGUUUUAUUGCUUUCAAGUUUCAAGUUAAGCUAAAUAUAAGUCAAUGAAUAAACUAUAUAUAAAAGGCUUAUCAACCAUCAUAAACUAUGUUCUAAGUCAAUGAAUCUGUUUAUUAACUUAAACUCAUUAUUGAAUAUCUCAAUUCUUAAACAAUAAAAACUCUUUGUUUGUAUUUUUCAUAGAUUUUGCAUAUUAGCCUAUAUAGUGUUUUUCAGCUUAGAUUCUUUCCGCUUUCACACCAAAAAGCGAAUGGAAAUUCAAUUAUUUAUUUAUUUCUAUAGUUUUAUUGCUUUCAAGUUUCAAGUUUCGUGUUUGUGAGAUUAUGAGGGUUAUUUACUCCAUUACAAUGUGAUUGCCCUUUUCUAUCUUAAGAAAAAGGGUCCAACUUGCUUAUUAUAUUCAAAAGUUAGUUGUCAUGCAAUACGACAAAAGCAAUCAUUAACUGGAAUCAAUUUAGAAUGAUUUUAUAUAAUCGGCCUUUCUUCAAUUAAAAAAUACUCCAUCGUCAUGCAUGACAUUAUCAAGACAACGAAAUGAACACAAAAUAAAACUAACCUGUUUGAGUUGUGAAUGGUGCAUUAGAAUGUGGUGCGGUUUUAAUCAAUUUUUGAAAAUCACUUGUUUUACUUAAUUCAACAAAAGUAAAAAUGUUGCGCACUUAAAGGUUAAGAAUAGAAAAAUAAAGAGUUUUAUUGGUAUUAUUAUGCAGUUGAUAAGUGUAAACAAAAGAUGGAUGUUGACAAGAAAAAAAAGAUGGAUGUUGACAAGAAAAAAAAAGAUGGAUGGAUUGAUUUGGUUUGAUCUACUCAUUGGAUAACAACACAACACAUCAUAAACGAUCCAUUUUUAAUGUGUCCAUGGCACAAACAAGUUGAGCAGUUACGCGAGCUGGUUUAAAGUGGAUUCGAUCUGUAUUUCUAGAUAUGGUAGGUUGUAGCUUAAAGGUAGUCGAAUAAGGAUGCAUGUUAUAUAUUCAUGCCUGACUUAAAAUGACACAAUUUAUCUAUAAUCGGAGGUAUUGGUAAAAAUCACAAGUGACAGAAGAAACUUUUUUAUCAUCUGCUUUUUUGACCCAAAAUUUGCAUAAUAAUCCCAAUUUAAUUAUGAUUACAGAUUAUUUUAUAAGCGUCUACAUCAAUGCAUUUUAUUUUAAUUACUCUGAUAAAAAAAACACUAGAAAACAUAGAUAUAAACUCACUUUGUCUGUCUUUCAUUGUCAGAAACUUCUAAAGAGUCUUCUCUUCCUUCUUCUGGACAAGAUACAGACAAAAAACACAAAAAGAUAAUGAAAGGAAGAGUCAUAGCUCUUACAAACCUUAACGACCUCGAACUACACAACUUCUUGGUCGAUCCAAACUUCGAUCAGUUCAUAAAUCUCAUAAGAGGAGAUGAUCAAACCAUCGAACACCCACCUCUUGAUUUCGACCUCGGUGGUCCUUUACACAACAGCCCAUGUUUCAUCGACGACAACCAGUUUAUCCCAACACCUGUCGACGACCUGUUCGACGAGUUGCCUGAUAUAGACUCCAAUGUGGCCGAAUCGUUCCGUAGCUUCGAGGGUGAGAGUGUUGUAAGAGCAAGCGGCGAAGACGAUUACAACGACGGCGAUGAUUCUUCUGCCACCACGACGAAUAAUGAUGGAAGCCGUAAGAAGAAGACGGAUCGGUCGAGAACUUUGAUCUCCGAGAGAAAAAGGAGAGGUCGGAUGAAGGAUAAGCUCUACGCGUUGAGAUCUCUUGUUCCAAACAUUACUAAGAUGGAUAAAGCAUCCAUUGUGGGAGAUGCAGUGGCGUACGUUCAAGAGCUGCAGUCACAAGCCAAGAAACUCAAAGCUGAUAUCGCUGGCCUUGAAGCUUCUUUAACUUCCACUGAAGGGUACCAAGAACCUGCACCAGUUGCUCAGAAAAGUCACACUUUCCGUUGUAUUAAUCCACCGGUUUCCAAGAAAAUCAGUCAGAUGGAUGUUAUUCAAGUAGAGGAGAAAGAGUUUUAUGUGAGAUUGGUGUGUAAUAAAGGAGAAGGUGUUGCUGCAUCACUCUACAAGUCUUUGGAGUCUCUUACAAGUUUCCAAGUGCAAAACUCCAACCUAAGCUCCCCUUCUCCUGACACAUACCUCUUAACAUAUACAUUAGAUGUAAACCAACUUGUCCCUUUCUACAUUUUUUGUGGUUUAUGUAAGUUUACGUUUACCAAGUACCGAGUUUGCUUGUUUGCUGAAAACAGGGGACAUGUUUUGAACAGAGCUUAAACUUGCCUAACCUGAAGCUGUGGAUCACUGGAUCACUUCUAAACCAAGGUUUUGAAUUCAUCAAGCCAUUCAAUUGAUUCUGUAACGCUGUGUUCCAGUAUGAUUAUAAUCCGGUUAUGUAUCUCAUUGAUUGUCUUCCUUUCUGUAUGUUUCAUAACUUUCCAGCGAUCUAAUUUUUAUUCGGAAGCUGAUGUAA